This is a messenger RNA of Perca flavescens (yellow perch), 3488 nucleotides long. RefSeq names its product interleukin-6 receptor subunit beta. The coding region runs from base 208 to 2556 and encodes 782 amino acids. Gene Ontology annotation, biological process: cytokine-mediated signaling pathway. NCBI's taxonomy places the organism in Eukaryota, Metazoa, Chordata, Actinopteri, Perciformes, Percidae. Gene Ontology annotation, cellular component: external side of plasma membrane. The record is from RefSeq and is a predicted model, not a curated record. The transcript is spliced from 17 exons. Gene Ontology annotation, molecular function: protein binding; cytokine receptor activity.
GAAUAAACAGACAGACUUUAACAAGGUGGAAGGAGGCGGUCAAGUUAGCCUGCUUAACUUCCUCUUAUUGCUCGCUGUGUUUCCAGUUGGGUAAUACUUCUCGUUUAUUUCAGGAUUGGCUUCAGUUCCUGUUACUUGAUGGCUGAAAAACAAAGUUAGUGAGACAAUGCGGUGCAGUGUAGGAGACAGUCGACAUUAUCAGACAAAAUGUAUUUCUUUCUAGUCCUAUUCAUCCUGGGUGGAAUCCCUUCCAUUUGUAAAGGGCAACAUGAGAACACCUGCAACGUUGUCCCCAAAGAUAAAUACAUUGAAGUGGGAUCCGAUGUUGAUAUAGUGUGCCAGACUUCGUGUGUCCAUGGCAAAAUCUUCUGGACAAUCAACAACAGGUCUGUAGAUAAAAGCCUGUCAAACACUAUCAACUCGUCACACACAGUCCUGUCACUGAGGAACUUUACUCACCAAAACGCUAUACUGCAGUGCCACAGUGAAGAUAUUCAGCAAGUCCUUGGAGGCACCACCGUCAAAACAUACUCAAAACCCAGCAACAUAUCAUGCUUUUUGCAUAAAGAAGAUCAGACACGUGAAGGUUCACCAGACCAGAUCACAUGCAAGUGGGAGCAUGAGGUUAAUCCUUCCAUGGACGUAAACUACGUACUCCGUGCCUCUUCAUCAGAAGAACCUUUGAACCAAUUUGAAAUCUGCAAGAGUAAUUCAACAAACUGCAACAAUAAAAUUGAUCUAUUAUUGAUUGAUCACACUAUUACUGUGAGAGCUAAAACUUUUGCUUGGGAAGUUGAUUCUGACCCUUAUACAUUUAACUCAAAUCAUAUAUUGAAAAUGAUACCUCCGCAGUUAAAAGAACCUACCGUCUCUGAUGAUCUGUUGGUUGAGUGGGAAUGGGUAGAUUUUUCAAAAUGGUGUCGCUGUCAAGUCAAAUACAGCAAGGUUGUGAAUGGAAGAACUUCAGAGUGGGUGAUCAAUAAGAAUCUAACGAAAGUCAAACAUGGGAACGUGACCAUUGAAAAAGUGGAAUCCUGCAGUAACUACACAUUUUCAGUCCGCUGUGCUUUAGACAAGGCCCCCUGGAGCGACUGGAGCCAGGAGAAAGUUCUGACCACCAAACUAAACAAGAGGGAUGUCAAGCUGCGCCUGUGGAGAAAGAUAGAUGAACUGGACAAUAAUGGAGUUAGAAAAGUUCAUGCCAUGUGGACGGAAAUUCCUUCAACAUGUCAAGACAAAUUUACCUACACUAUCAAACAGACUCCCUACAAGGAACACAUGGUGGGAGUAAAUUAUAUGGAUACUUUAUGUGGCAAGUCAACUUGCGAUGUUGAUGUGAGCAAAGAUGCACACAGAAUAAAUCUCACAGUCCAUAAUAAAGCCCUACUUGAGUUUAUGGACUCAGUGUAUGUUCCAGCCAUUGGAGAAAGCCUCCCUCAAAUUACCGACAUCCAGACCUCAACCCUUGAAGGCGUUAUUCUGGUCAGCUGGAAAGCUCCUAUACAGCCGGUCAGUGGUUACAUGAUCGACUGGACCCACAAUGGAAAUCAAUACCAAUGGAAGGAGAGCAACGACACUAACACAGCACUGUCGAACCUCCUGGAUAAGACGCCAUACAAUAUUACAGUAACUCCCCUCUUUGAUGACAAGACAGGUCAUGGCACGCAAGCCCUUCAGAUCUGCUCCAGAGUGGCAGAUCCGGGAAAUGUUACUAUCCAUGUUAAGGCUAAUGACAAAAGUGCCCUUGUGAGCUGGAAUGUGUCACAGGAGGCAUGCAGUGAUGGCGCUGUUAACUACACCGUCUUCUACCGCACACAGGACGGAGGACCACAGCUCAAUAUUACUGUCGAUGGCACAGAGCGGGUCACCUCUUUGAAAGAUCUGAAUCCAGACACACAGUACAGUGUCUAUGUCAAGGCCACAGCUCUUACUGGAACUACCAAAAGCAGUGAGAACAGCUUUAAAACCAAAAGAUUUGGUCCGGAGUUCAUCACAGCAGUCAGUGUCUGCGGAAGCUUCAUAAUACUUCUUGUGUUAUCUCUUGGAUUAUGCUGUGCUGUUCAGUGGAAGAAAUUCCGGGAGAAGGUGGUGCCUAAUCCUGGCAACAGUUCUGUGGCGUCAUGGCCAGCUUUAAGUCGUCAAGAGGGAAUGUGCCCUUUCCAGCCAUUCAGCAAUCCAACUGAAAGCCUCUGUGACAGGGUUUACACAGAAGAAACUCAGAGAAUGUCCAUCUCUCCACUAGCUACAGGCUGUAAUGGUAACCUAAUGAGUGACCAGACAGAUGAAUACGUUGACCCAGGCACGGUUCCAGCGCCGGAUGAACAGAAUGAAGACUUAGUUAAUCAUGCUGAGACACAGCAUCUAUCUUCUCCUGAUGAUUCCACUGAACUGCUUUCUUCAGAAACCAGCCCAUAUCGAAGUCAGACUUUUGUGGAAAGCCCUGCCUCGAAACCCAUUAAUCAUUGUAAGCGUGUUCCAGUGAAACAACCAGAAAAGACAGCACUGGUGACAGUGUAUGUCACUUUGGACAUGUUUCAACAAGGUCAGGGCAGAUAAGUUUAAGCUUGCCAAAGAAUUCCAUGAUUGUGUGUGACAUUAUCCUGCUUGGCAAUGUGCCCACUGUGAAGUAAAAGAAGAAUGAUUGUAAACUUAUAUCAGACUUCAUAACCCAGGUCAUAAAAUGCAUUGUUUUGUGUAAAUAAAUGUACAUUUUGCGACCGUCUAUCCUUUAUUGAUACAAACAUGUAAUAUUUAUAGCUAAACAAUGUGUAUAGUAGCUGCUUUAUUGAGUCAACUUGAUGUCUUUUGCAGAGAUAUUAAAUAUAUGGAGAUAACUGCAUAUACCUCUAGCAACAUUUUUUGGUAUCAUUUAAUUUAAAGUCUAUGAAAGGAAUUUUUUUUUUCUCAGUAGUGACAACAUAUACACCUAAAUGUAGACCAUUCAGAAAUUUAAUAAAAAUUACAUUCAUUUUAAGAAGUUUUUCUUUUUAUAAAGCAAUGAAAUUGGAGCCCACAUUAUGCGGUUGAAAUGAUUAAACAAAUAUGUGCGUUUGCAGACUGUAUUAUAUCACAAAGCCCAGGUUUGUCCAGUGAUAACAUGCUGAGGAUUUAUGUAAACGGUGAGAAUUAUAUUUUGCAUUUUGCUGUAAAAUUCAUAAAAUCAGCUAUGUAUUAUAAUAACAUUCUCAUAAGCCAUAUGUUUCCUGUCUGUUAUCAGUGAUAUCUGCACUUGUUAAAACAGUAGUAAACUGCUUGCUUGACACUGGAAAACUGUUACUCAUUGCAAUUUCUUCUGUACAAAUUGUCUUCAAAUGCAACAAUGACAUGUACUAUCCAUAAGCUGCUUAAUAGUGUAACAUGUAUUGUUUUACAGCCAUUUUUAAAUGUGCCUGAGUAUAGUAAGUAUAACUAUAGUCUUUUUGUAUAAACUGCGGCACAGACGGCUUCAGAACUGCACUCAACAAGCUGUUUAUAGACAAUAAAAUGCA